This is a messenger RNA of Hippocampus zosterae (dwarf seahorse), 2957 nucleotides long. It is a transcript of the gene plekha2, whose product is annotated as pleckstrin homology domain containing A2. Lineage: Eukaryota; Metazoa; Chordata; Actinopteri; Syngnathiformes; Syngnathidae. The record is from RefSeq and is a predicted model, not a curated record. Gene Ontology annotation, cellular component: membrane; cytoplasm. Gene Ontology annotation, molecular function: PDZ domain binding.
GUUCCUCAUAUGAACAGUGCAAAGGAGGAGGAGGAGGAGGCGGGGAUCACAUCCGGGGCUGGUUUUAUUCUAAUAACGAACGUUCAACCCGGAAAGACGAACAAGAACAGGACUUUUGUGUUAUCCGAUCACACGAAUAAAUAAGCAAGGCGGGCAGGGUCUUCUGGUGCGAGCUGGACUUCAAAAAAGUUGUUUCUGAAACUGGUUGGCUUCCGCCAUGUUGGUCAACUGCUGUCACAAGUGUUCUUCCUAGCGGUCCUGGAAGCUGGUUGUGUUGGGACAAGACUCUGCGAAGCGGUGAUAUGUGAUAGCAGCAGCAUGCCGUACGUCGACCGUCUGAACCGUGUGUGUGGCUUCCUGGAUAUCGAAGAGAAAGAAAACAGUUGCCGCUUCCAGAGGCGUUACUUCAUCCUGGACACUCAGGGGAAUGCUUUGCUGUGGUACAUGGACAACCCUCAGAACCUGCCCAGUGGAGCAAGCUUUGUUGGCAGCCUGAGACUAACAUAUAUCUCCAAGGUAAAUGAAACUACAGGGAAGCAGAAGCCGAAGACAGAGUUCUGCUUUGUCAUCAAUGCAGUAUCCCGAAGGUACUUCCUCCAAGCCAAUGACGUGACAGAUAUGAGGGACUGGGUCACUGCUCUCAACCAAGCCAGCAAGAUUACGGUUCCCAAGUCUGGUCCCGCACCUCCAAGAUCUGAUGUGGCCACCGUUACGAGUGACUCUUACGGAGGGGGGAAACAGCAAGCAUAUAAGACGGAGAUCCACGGAGGCGUGGUGGUGCACACGCCCAUCCUGGUAAGCGCACGCCCCCAAAACUACAACUCGUGCCGUCGUGACAAAAACAUGUAUGCAGACGAUGUUUUGACGACACUCGGUUGUGAUAAUAAAGCGAGUGUCAUGUUGCAGAAUGAGAGCGUCAAGCCUAAUGUGCUGAGGUUCGGUUACUGUGUCAAACAAGGCAACGUUAGAAAAAGCUGGAAGAGGCGCUUUUUUACCCUUGAUAACAACGCGGUCAGUUACUACAAGUCUGAGAUGGACAAAGAGCCUCUGCGAGCCAUUCCCCUCCGGGACAUUCAGAAAGUUCACGAAUGCCUCGUCAAAUCAGGUGACCUCCUGCAGCGUGACAAUCUAUUUGAGAUCAUCACCGGAUCCCGAACCUUCUACAUACAGACAGACUCUCCAGAGGAUAUGCAUGGCUGGAUCAGGGACAUAGAGAUGAAGAUUCAGGAUUUCAGAGGCCCUGUCAAGGGAUUUUCGUUUAAAAGAGCUUCAUCUCUCUAUCGGAGUCACAAUCCUUCCGCAAAUCGAAGUCACCGAGUCGCCGAGCAGCGGCCAACUCUCGUCAAGUCGUGCUCCGUGGCACCGGGCUGGCAGCCGUGGACACCUCUCCCUGCGAAUGAAGCCUCCAUCUUGGAUGCGGAGGACAAUGACAGCGCUUUUAGCACCGUACCCACAUUGGCCUCACUCUCCUCCUCCCCCAACUCUUCCUCCACAUCCUCCUCCUCCAACUCUCUCUCAACUCUAGCCCCGUGCCCCAGCAUGCCCAGUAGUGGAAUGGGCAUCCUCACGGCUUCUGGAGAUGUGGCGUUCGGCCGUCGGAGGCAUCGUUCGCAUCCUCAGUCUCACACAGGCUGCAUGUUCCCCUUUAACCUGGAUGAUGACAGCAUCCGCACCACUGAUGUUUAGGUUCUGUGGUUCUAUGUGGUUCUUGUUACAUGCACGUGACUGGUCAUUGUUGCAUACCUGUCAACCUCGGCUAAUACCUGCCUUAUAAAUGAUUACGAUUCCCCUUACAAAGCCACAAAAACCCGUGCCACGGCUUACCGCGCAUGCGCACAUCAUGCUUUAUCAAUCCGACCGUACGCGGCGAUGAAAAAAAAAUAUACGAUUGAGGAUUACUUUUGCUGGUUUGCCAUAACAAUAGUAGCGAUCGACAUUGUCGUUGGCUACCAGUAGGUGAGAUGAUCUGGAUUUGAGCCAAAAUGGUCUUGUGAGAUCAGUUCACAGAUGUUGUUGUUUUUUGUUUUUUUUGGGGGUGGGGUCCCUGUAUAAAAGUUGUAAUACGCCGUACAUGAUUUGAAAUGAUUUUUAAAAAAACGUAGAAAAUACGGGGAAAACGUUCAUGUUGACAGGUAUGUUGUUGUAUUCCUUACUAACAAGGUGAGCCGGUGUUGAUGACAUGACCAUUGAUGGGGGCCCACAGCUGGUCAUGUCGAUGUGUUACAGAUAAUGUGGGUAGCAAGAGGAACAGUAGUGUUGAAUUGUAAAAGGGCUGUUAAACAUGAUAUUUUUUUCAUGCAGCUUCUGCUAAAAACUUGAAUUAUGAUUGUUCCUGCAGGGCUAGCAACGAUGGCACAUGUAUUUAACCCUUUGCACUCAAUUUAACCUUGUCGGUACAAAAAAAAAUCUAGAGAUUCUCAAGCGUGUGUAUUUUGAUAGUUCAUAUGUCUUCUCUUUUAACAUUCUUUCCACGAGAGACAUGAGGCACAGCAGCCUUCAACAUUCAACAAGCAUUUCCUGGCCACAAACGAGACAAGUGAAAGUGUUCCGUCAACCUCAAACUCAACACAACCAUGUAGAUUGAACCAUCAGCGCUUGUUACACGGGAAGUGAUGACGCCAUAAUAAAUAAUACAAUCACUCAACAUGGUACUUGAUGAAGAAUGAAAACCUGGUGAGCAGGUUUCGAGGAUUCUAAAUGUGAUUUCCCCCUGCGUGCAACAUUAUGAGGAUGUCAACGAUGCCACUUCUAAUUUAUUAGCAAUUUUGCACUUAGGUUGUUUGCUACCUUUUUUAUAUGCUUCACCACUUUCACAACUUCCUCACGGAUGUCUCAAAUAGUUUGUGUUGUAACACCUGAGGCUUCUGCUCAUGCCUGAAUGCUUUGUUAACUCGUUCGCCUGCACAUACUGUUGGUUUUCAUUCUUGAUAAUAAAUUUUUAUUUUAUAUUUGUCUUA